GCCCCGCCCACAUCCAAGAUGGCGCAGGCGGCCUCAGGCGGCGGCGGUGCCGGGCCAUGCCCGCUGCUGCUGCCGGUGCUGCUGCUGUUCCUCCCGGGGCUGGCGGCCGGUCCCGCCGGGAUGCUGCAGCCCCGGGACACCCCCUCCCGCGAGCGCAGGGAGCUCGGCGGCCUCUGGAGCUUCCGCGCCGAUCUGUCUCCGGGCAGGGACGCCGGCUUCGCGCAGCGCUGGUACCGGCGGCCGCUCCGGCAGACUGGCCCCGUGAUUGACAUGCCAGUGCCUGCCAGCUUCAACGACAUCACUCAGGACCCCAGCCUGGAGAAUUACAUCGGCUGGGUGUGGUACGAGAAGGAGGUGCUGCUCCCCCUGCGCUGGCUGCAGGGCGAUCCCGCCCCCAGGGUGGUGCUGCGCUUCGGGAGUGCCCAUUACUACUCCAUCGUGUGGGUGAACGGGGUGCAGGUGGUGGAACACGAAGGGGGGCACCUGCCCUUUGAGGCUGACAUCAGCAGCGUGGUGCAGGGCAGCCCAGACACCCUGUGCCGCAUCACCGUCGCCCUCAACAACACCCUGACCCCCCACACGCUGCCCCCAGGCUCCAUCCAGUACAUGACUGACAAAUCAAGGUACCCCAGGAAUUAUUUUGUGCAGAACACCAGGUUCGAUUUCUUUAAUUAUGCUGGAAUCCACCGCCCAGUUGUGCUGUACACCACUCCUGCUGCCUACAUCGAUGACAUCACUGUGACAACCACCUCAUCAGACAGUGUUGCCAUGGUGCAGUAUCAGGUGGCAGUGGUUGGCAGCACAGCCAGUUCCCUGUCCCUGAGUUUACGUGACCAAGAGGGGAAGGUGGUUGCUACAGCUGAUGGCCCAGUGGGAGAGCUCAAAGUCCUCAACCCAAACCUCUGGUGGCCUUACCUGAUGCACGAGAACCCUGGAUACCUGUACUCCUUGGAGGUGAAGAUGCAGGCCCAGGUGGGCGAGGCGCUGCUGGAGGACGUGUACACGCUCCCGGUCGGCAUCCGCACCGUGCACGUCACCAGCACCCAGUUCCUCAUCAAUGGCAGGCCCUUCUACUUCCACGGUGUCAACAAGCACGAGGAUGCAGAUAUCCGUGGCAAAGGCCUGGACUGGCCCCUGAUUGUGAAGGACUUCAACCUGCUGCGCUGGCUGGGGGCCAACUCCUUCCGCACCAGCCACUACCCGUACGCCGAGGAGAUCAUGGACCUGUGCGACGCCUACGGCAUCGUGGUCAUCGACGAGAGCCCGGGGGUGGGCAUCAAACUGCCAGAGAGCUUUGGGAACAAGUCCCUGCAGCAUCACCUGGCUGUGAUGGAGGAGCUGGUCCGCAGGGAUAAGAACAGGCCCUCAGUGGUCAUGUGGUCAGUGGCCAACGAGCCGGCGUCAGAGCUGCCCCCAGCUGCUCACUACUUCAAGACAGUGAUAGCUCACACUAAAGCUCUCGACCCCUCCAGACCAGUCACCUUUGUGACAGAUGCUAAUUACGCUCUUGAUCGUGGUGCUCCCUAUGUGGAUGUGAUUUGUGUGAACAGCUACUUCUCCUGGUACCAUGACCCAGGCCACCUGGAAGUGAUCCCAGUCCAGCUCACAGCCCAGUUUGAGAACUGGUAUAAAACCUACCAAAAACCCAUUAUCCAGAGUGAAUAUGGAGCAGACUCGGUGCCUGGGCUGCACAGUGACCCACCCCUGAUGUUCAGUGAGGAGUACCAGCAGGCCAUGCUCAGGGAGUACCACUCCAUCUUUGACAAGAAGAGGAAGGAGUACGUGAUCGGGGAGCUCAUCUGGAAUUUUGCUGAUUUCAUGACCAAUCAAGGGACCACACGAGUUUUGGGGAACAAGAAAGGAAUCUUCACCCGCCAGCGCCAGCCUAAAGCAGCCGCGUUUGUUCUUAGAGACAGAUACUGGAAGAUUGCAAAUGAAUCAAGCUGUCUUCCUCCUGUAAUAACAUCACAUUCCCUCUUCCUAAAAUGAAGACAAAGGGUUUAGUGGCUGGGGAUUAUGUCAAAGUUGUUAUUAAACUUCUGUUUAAAUAAGUUUUAUGCCUGA
Parus major (Great Tit) is the source of this 2064-nucleotide messenger RNA. RefSeq names its product glucuronidase beta (gene GUSB). Bases 19 to 1989 code for a protein of 656 amino acids. Gene Ontology annotation, biological process: carbohydrate metabolic process; glucuronoside catabolic process. The record is from RefSeq and is a predicted model, not a curated record. The transcript is spliced from 12 exons. Lineage: Eukaryota; Metazoa; Chordata; Aves; Passeriformes; Paridae. Gene Ontology annotation, molecular function: beta-glucuronidase activity; carbohydrate binding.